Molecule: messenger RNA, 1164 nt
Organism: Oppiella nova
Lineage: Eukaryota; Metazoa; Arthropoda; Arachnida; Sarcoptiformes; Oppiidae
Source: the annotation of a GenBank genome assembly
AACACUCUAACCCACCGGUCGGGUACACCUAAAUACAAAGUGGAGACCUCGUGGACCCCGCCCCGGGGUUUCAUAGGGGGCGUCAUAUUCCGCGCUACAAUAGUUCAGUCGAAAAAUGUAUUCUGGACGGCAUUGGACUCGCAAUCCAUACACAUAUCGGCGCCGGUAGUCAUACAACACAAGCCUAACCUGGCCUACAAUAGACAGGGAGACAUAGCUGAGUCCAAACAGUCGGCCCCACCCGGGGAUAACAUACACGCCUCGUCGGUACCCCACUCGCAGUCGUCGACCGAUGCGAGUCAUAGCCGCAUAUCGUACGACAUUUGCGACAAAAAGUUUUGCAUCGGUUUACCCGUCAAUUGCGUUAAGUUCCGCACCUGUAAUAUGCUGUUAGCGGGCGGGUAUGUGUCCAGAGGGGACGGCGAUGAUAGCGUAACCGAUUGUAUGGUAACGGAUGGCAGACCUGUACUGAGAAACAGUGUAAAUAUCGGUCGAAGUAAUGAGUAUUUGUCGGCAAAUGAAUACCACGGGGUGUCCCCUCUCAACACCACCUACUCUAACGGUAUACUAUACUGCAAGUGGAGGCGCAGGAGGCGGUCCACCGUCAGAGGGAAUGCCUACGACUUGAAAGACAAAAAGUAUUACAUUUUACUGGCGUUUGGAUUGUUGGGCGCCAAUGAGGACAAGGAGUUUCACACCGAGAGGUUGGCCUCCGAUCAGUCGGUGGACAUCCGAGUGGUCGGGCAUGUGAUCACACACUCCACCACUUUUCUCAUCCAAAUUCACGGAACCUUUAUGAUUGUGGCCUGGCUAGGAUGUGUGAGCAUAGCUAUAUUCAUGGCCCGGUAUUUCAAGCACCUGUGGCCCGAGGAAACACUAUUUGGAGUUCAGAUAUGGUUUGCGGGUCCGCACCAGUUGUUUGGUUUGGCAGCCAUUAUAAUAUCGGUGGUGAACCCGAUUGGGGCCGCAAUGAGACCCAAACCCUUGUCGUCCAAGCGAUGGAUAUUUAAUUGGUUUCAUUUUAAUUGGUUUCACUUUGUGUUGGGAAAUGCGGGCCAUAUCUGUGCGAUAACCGCACUCUUCCUCGCGUACAACCUCUCUGUCAACCAAUUGUCGCAAAUCUAUUUGUGGAUACUUAUCAUGUAUGAGAUCACCAUUACCUAG